This is a messenger RNA of Eimeria mitis, 1116 nucleotides long. RefSeq lists its product as uncharacterized. The record is from RefSeq and is a predicted model, not a curated record. Lineage: Eukaryota; Apicomplexa; Conoidasida; Eucoccidiorida; Eimeriidae. The transcript has 3 exons. Bases 1 to 1116 code for a protein of 371 amino acids.
AUGACGCACAAUACAUUCACAGACGGCCCCCUUUUAUCUAUGCAGCAGCAGCAGCAGCAGCAACAGCAGCAGCAGCAGCAGCAUAUGAUGCUGCUGCAGCAGCACCACCAGCAACAGCAGCAGCAGGAAAGGGAUCAACCAAGCCAGCCGCAACAACAGCAGCUGCAGCAAUUCCUGGUGGAUCCGCUGCAGCAACAGCAGCAACAGCAACAGCAGCAGCAGCAACAGCAGCAGCAGCAGCAGCAGGUGAACUGUGUGUUCCCUGCUGACUCCUCUGGUUGUAUAACGGCUCCUGCGGCUAUCUCUGCGUGUUUUUCUUCUUCUAUUUCAUCACAGGGUGAAUUGAUUUAUCCUAAAGCAACAAAUUCUUCUCUGCAACAAAAAGAAGAAGAGGAAGGGUCUUCAGCAGCAGCACCUCAGGUGUAUGUACAGCUCAACCCGCAGCCUCCUUCACCCCCUCAACAACAGUCCCCGCAGCAGGCCGUCCACCAGUACCCGCAGCAGCAGCAACAGCAGCAACAGCAGGAGCAGCAGCAGCAAUCAUGGCUGUCGCCUGUGCAGCAACAGCAGCAGCAGUUGCAGCAGCAGCACCAGCAGCAGCAGCAGCAGCAGCAGCAGCAGUUGCUGCUGCAGCAUGUACCUGUACGGUAUGAUUCUGAGUUAGAGAUGUGGGUGGUUGUUGUUCCUCUGGUUGGUUCUCGGCAUUUGUUGUUUUCUUCGAAAUAUUGCGUGUAUGGACAGCUGUCAGAGCCCCUGUGUCGCUGGUUUUGGGGUGUAGUAAAACAACAGGGAAAGCGGCCGUCUUCAUUGGAAUCAUCCAAGCAGCUGCCGGAAACUGCUGCUUCAUUUGCCCCUUCACAAACAGUACCCACGCUGUUGAGCCCCCCUGCAGCAGCAGCAGGAACCGCUGCCACUGCUGCUGCUGGUGCUGCUGCUGCUGCUGCUGCUGUUGUUGGAGAGAAUAGUGCUCCUCUCACUGCUUUCGCGCAGCCGCUUGCGGGGCCUGUGCAUCAGCUACCGCCAGACGACCCAGCGGGAACCACAGCAAUGAAUGAAGAGGAAGACAUCAGCAGCAGAAGCAGCAGCAGGAGUAACCUCUUUACAAUUGGCUGCUAG